AAAAAAUCAAACAUGCUGCCUUCUUCCUCUUUGCCCUUCCCUUCCCUUCUCCUUCUUCCACUUCUCUUCCUUCUCUCAGCUCUGUUCCUAUCCCUGUGCCUUAGACGAACUAAGCAUGGCCUGAAACAACCCCCAGGGCCACCGGCCUGGCCGGUGAUCGGCAACCUCCACCAGUUGGGUACUCUCCCGCACCGAUCCCUUCAGUCUCUCGCGAAGCGCUAUGGACCCAUCAUGUCCUUGCGACUCGGACAGGUCCCUGCUGUUGUCGUCUCUUCCCCUGAAGCCGCCGAGCUUUUCCUCAGGACGCACGACGUCGUUUUUGCCAGCCGCCCAAGGACUCAAGCGUCGGAGUUCCUUUCUUAUGGCUCCAAGGGGAUGGUUUUCUCUGAAUAUGGCCCUUACUGGCGCGAUAUGAGGAAGCUCUGUACUUUGCAGCUUGUUAGCUCGUCGAAAUUGGAGACGUUUGCUCCCUUAAGAAGGGAGGAGUUGGGACAGCUGGUGAAGUCGAUUGAGAAGUCGGCGGCGGCGAGUGAGGUGGUGGAUCUGACGGGGAAGGUGGAGCGGCUUGUAGAAGACAUAAUGUAUAAAAUGAUAUUUGGACGCAACAGGGACGAUAGAUUUGGUCUGAAGGGUCUUAUUCAUGAAGCGCUGAACUUGGUUGGAGCCUUCAAUAUUGCAGAUUUCGUGCCUUUCUUGGCACCAUUUGAUAUCCAGGGCUUGACACGAAAGUUAAAGAGAAACUACAAGGCGCUCGAGGAUGUGUUGGAUAAGAUAGUGAUGGAGCAUGAAAACACUUCAAAAGGACAAAAUUUACAACACCAUAACGACUUCAUACACAUAUUGCUUUCCUUGAUGCACCAACCUGUGGAUCUACAGGACGACCAAGACCAUGUGAUAGAUAAAGCCAACAUCAAAGCUAUUUUAUCAGAUAUGGUUGGAGGGGCAACUGACACUUCUAUUGUUGUAAUUGAGUGGGCUUUAUCCGAACUUUUGAGGCAUCCAAGAGUGAUGAAAAAUCUUCAAAAUGAGCUACAAAACGUUGUUGGAAUGACGAGAAUGGUGGAAGAGUCUGAUUUAGCAAAGUUAAGUUAUUUAGAUAUGGUAAUCAAAGAGACUCUUAGACUAUAUCCAGUUGCACCUUUACUUGUCCCUCGAGAGAGUAUGGAGGAUGUUACAAUCAACGGGUGCUAUAUAAGGAAAAAGACAAGGGUAAUUGUAAAUGUGUGGGCCAUAGGACGUGAUUCUAAGGUUUGGUCUGAAAACGCGCAUAUGUUCCAUCCUGAGAGAUUUGUUGACAGCAAUAUUGACGUUCGAGGACACGAUUUUCAACUGUUACCAUUUGGCUCAGGUCGCAGAGGUUGUCCUGGCAUGAACUUGGGUAUGACUAGUGUUAAAUUUGUUUUAGCUCAAUUGGUUCAUUGCUUUUCUUGGGAACUUCCUUAUGGUAUGUCUUCCAGUGACUUGGACAUGAAUGAAGAGUUUGGUCUCUCAAUUCCAAGAGCCAAGCAUUUGCUAGCAGUUCCAACUUAUCGUUUACAUACGUAA
This is a messenger RNA of Neltuma alba, 1545 nucleotides long. Its product is annotated as cytochrome P450 CYP736A12-like. NCBI's taxonomy places the organism in Eukaryota, Viridiplantae, Streptophyta, Magnoliopsida, Fabales, Fabaceae. The transcript has 3 exons. The record is from RefSeq and is a predicted model, not a curated record. Bases 13 to 1545 code for a protein of 510 amino acids. Gene Ontology annotation, molecular function: oxidoreductase activity, acting on paired donors, with incorporation or reduction of molecular oxygen; iron ion binding; monooxygenase activity.